AUGAAGACCACCGCUGGAUUGCUCGCUCUGGCAGCGGCUGCUAAGAUGGCCAACGCCCACGCCACCGUCUUCGCCGUCUGGAUCAACGGCGAGGAUCAGGGCCUGGGUAACACCGACUCUGGCUACAUCCGUUCUCCCCCCAGCAACUCGCCCGUCACCGACGUCACCUCGACCGACAUGACCUGCAACGUCAACGGCGACAAGGCCGCCGCUAAGACCCUCUCCGUCAAGGCCGGCGACAAGGUCACCUUCGAGUGGCACCACGACAGCCGUGACGCCGGCGACGACAUCAUCGCCUCGUCCCACGAGGGUCCCGUCAUGACCUACAUGGCCCCCACCGAGAAGGGCUCCUCCGGCAAGGGCUGGGUCAAGCUCGCCGAGCAGGGCUACGACAAGUCCAGCGACAAGUGGGCCGUCGACGACCUGAUCGCCAACAAGGGCAAGCACUCCGUCACCAUCCCCGACGUCGAGGCCGGCAACUACCUGCUGCGCCCUGAGAUCAUCGCCCUGCACGAGGGUAGCCGCGAGGGCGGUGCUCAGUUCUACAUGGAGUGUGUCCAAGUCAAGGUCACCUCCGACGGCUCCAAGACCCUCCCCGCCGGUGUCUCCAUCCCCGGCGAGUACAAGGCCGACGACAAGGGUAUCCUGUUCGACAUGUACGGCGACUUCGACUCCUACCCCAUCCCCGGCCCCGCCGUCUGGGACGGUGCCUCCUCCGGCUCCUCCGGCUCGGGCUCCUCGUCCGCUGCCGCCGCUCCCUCCACCACCGCCGCUGCUGUCUCGACCUCCGAGGCUGCUGCCCCUGCCACCUCCGAGGCUGCUGCCACCACUGAGGCCGCCGUCUCCUCCGCUGCCCCCGUCGUCACCGCUGCCCCUACUACCCAGGAGGCCGUUGUGACUGCUGCCCCCGCCCCCGUCGAGUCUGAGGCCCCUGCCCCUGCUCCCAGCAGCUUCACCACCUCCGUCCGCGCCGCUACCUCCUCCGCUGCCCCCGUCAGCUCCGGCGUCGCCGGCUCCGGCUCCAACAAGAUCUACCAGCGCUGCGGUGGCAUCAACUUCACCGGCGCCACCGGCUGCGAGAGCGGCCUGGUCUGCAAGAAGUGGAACCCCUACUACCACCAGUGCGUUCAGGCUUAA
Aspergillus steynii IBT 23096 is the source of this 1137-nucleotide messenger RNA. RefSeq names its product putative endoglucanase (gene eglD). Gene Ontology annotation, molecular function: cellulose binding. The transcript has a single exon. NCBI's taxonomy places the organism in Eukaryota, Fungi, Ascomycota, Eurotiomycetes, Eurotiales, Aspergillaceae. The record is from RefSeq and is a predicted model, not a curated record. Gene Ontology annotation, biological process: carbohydrate metabolic process. Gene Ontology annotation, cellular component: extracellular region. The coding region runs from base 1 to 1137 and encodes 378 amino acids.